AAUGUUGUUGCAACUUUGACUCAAACAAACCAUUAUAAUUGUCAACGAACCAUUAACAGAAUAUAAUCAAUACCUUGGAUCUUAAACUUCACCCCAAAAUAGAAGUGCAACGCAUCAACUAGUGUUUCCUUUUCAAGAACCAAGCUCAUGAAGUUUCUUUACCUUAACAUUUUCUCCACAAUCCUUCUCUUGUAUAUGUUUCCUCGUUCAAUCAACACCCAACAAUUAUACCUUAACACUGUCACUGACUGCUCAAACAACCCUUCUGCACCAAAAGGAUACCUAUGCAAUGGCCCUCAAAAAUCAUGCACUUCCUUCUUACUUUUCAGGCCUAAACCUCCUUAUGACAGCCCUAUAACUAUUUCCAAUCUCCUUGGUUCUGAAUCAUCUAAAAUAGCCUCAAUCAACAACAUCUCAAGAGAUAACAAGAUUCCUUCCGAUAAAGCAAUCAUUGUCCCUAUCUUAUGUUCAUGUUCAGGAAACAUCUACCAACAUAACACUCCUUACACUGUCAACAAAGGCGAUACAUACUAUCAUUUGGUUAAUGAAACUUACCAAAGCCUCACUACAUGUCAGGCUUUGAAGGGUCAGAAUUACUAUGCUUCUGAAAACAUUGCAAUUGGUGCUGAGCUCACAGUUCCAGUUCUUUGUGCUUGUCCUACCAUAAAACAGGUGGAAAGAGGAAUCACUUCAUUGCUUGUUUACUCAGUGAACAGUGGUGAAACUGUUAAGUCUAUAGGAGAGGCUUAUGGUGUUGAUGAACAAAGUAUAAUAGAGGCAAAUGAGUUGCAAGUGCCAAGAAGUAAAAACAGAAGUGUGAUUCUCUUUGCCUUGACGCCUAUAUUGAUUCCUUUAAAGGGAAAGAAUUGUAAAGAGGAUCCAGAUAGUUUUUACUGUACUUGUUCUCAGGGAAGGCUUGCAGAUGGAAGCUGUGAUGAAUCGGAUGGUCAAAAGUUUCCUGCUAAAUUGGUUGCUGCAUUAGGUGUUGGCAUUGGUGCAGGCUUUCUAUUUUUGUUUCUCUUGGGUUACAAGUUAUAUCAAUAUAUACAGAAAAGGAGAAUGAGCAUUCUUAAAGAAAAGUUAUUCAGGCAAAACGGUGGCUACUUGUUACAAGAGAAAUUAUCAUCUUACGGAAAUGGAGAAAUGGCGAAGCUUUUUACCGCAGAGGAGCUGCAAAGAGCAACAGAUAACUACAACAUGAGUAGGUUUCUUGGUCAGGGUGGCUAUGGCACAGUUUAUAAAGGAAUGUUACCAGAUGGAACCAUAGUUGCAGUUAAAAAAUCCAAAGAAAUUGACAGGAACCAGAUUGAAACUUUUGUCAAUGAAGUUGUCAUCUUGUCUCAGAUCAACCACAGAAACAUUGUCAAACUCUUAGGUUGUUGUCUUGAGACACAAACUCCAUUACUUGUCUAUGAAUAUAUUCCGAACGGAACACUUUCCCAGCAUAUCCAUAGGAAAGACCAUCAGUCGUCAUCACUUUCAUGGGAAACUCGCCUUCAAAUUGCAUGUGAAGUCGCUGGAGCGGUAGCAUACAUGCAUUUUUCAGCUUCUAUUCCAAUCUUCCACAGAGACAUCAAACCAACCAACAUACUCCUAGACAGUAACUAUAGUGCCAAAGUGUCCGAUUUUGGAACAUCAAGAUCAAUUCCAUUAGAUAAGACUCACUUAACCACAGCCGUAGGAGGUACUUUCGGGUACAUGGACCCUGAAUAUUUUCAGUCUAGUCAAUUUACAGAUAAGAGUGACGUAUAUAGUUUUGGCAUCGUGCUUGUAGAGCUUAUAACCGGUAGAAAGCCUAUUACGUUCAAUGAUGAAGAUGAGGGUCAGAAUAUGACAGCACAUUUCAUUUCUUUGAUGAAGGAGAACCAACUUUCUCAAAUUUUAGAUACCACAGUGCUUAAGGAAGCAAGGAAAUAUGACAUUCUUGCUAUUUCUAAUCUUGCAUUGAGAUGUUUGAGACUUAAUGGUAAGAAAAGACCAACAAUGAAAGAGGUUUCAGCAGAAUUAGAAGCACUGAGAAAUGUACAAAGUUCCUUACAUGUGAAAAAUGAUCAUGAUGAGAAACCACUUAGCGAAAGGAUGAAUCACAUAAAAACAUGCCAACACAAGUAAGAGUGUGACAAAUAGUGACAACAAAGAAGCAUAAUAUAACUGUGUUAGAACCAACAAAAGGAGUGUCCAAGAGAACAAGUCAUCAAUCAAAGAAGUUAAAGCCAAUUGUCCAAGAAAACAUAGUAAACAAAUGUCACUGCUCCCACUGUCUCUAAGGGUGACAUAUUGUAGUAGGGAAUAUGGUUUUGAAGAUAUUUUUCCAUUUUCCCAAAGCAGAUGGACAUAAUAAAAAACCAGUCAAGGAACAUAACCACAAAAAUUAAUUAGGGUUUGCAUUGUUGAUUAGUAAUAAACAAAUUAUUUGGAUUACAACAUAAAAAAAAGAAAUUGGUGUCACAACGGCACCCAUUAUUUAGAGAA
Messenger RNA from Cicer arietinum (chickpea), 2472 nucleotides. The record is from RefSeq and is a predicted model, not a curated record. NCBI's taxonomy places the organism in Eukaryota, Viridiplantae, Streptophyta, Magnoliopsida, Fabales, Fabaceae.